UGAGGGCAAUGCUACCUCUUUGAGGUGAGGAGGGGGAGUGGGUGAUUCCAGGGGAGGGCUGGGGUCUGCUGUUCUACUCGGAGAAGCAGAAACAUUGAAGUGGUAGCGAGAACGAAGGAACCAGUGAGCACAGUGCCCUCCCUCCUUCUUCACUGAACUGCCCUUUUCCCCUCCCACUCGUACACAACACCAGCUUCCCAGCCAACCCCACCCCCCCCCCCCCAAACAAAAUGUGCAUUUGCAAACAUUAAAUCGAACCUGAAGAAUUAUUCCAUCCCGCACCACGUCGCUCACACUCCGAUAAGGGUCGCUUUUCACUUGUGGCUCAUUAAAACUGUAACCGAUGGAUCCAGCCACAGCAAGGAUUAUCAUCAUUGUGUCCUUAGCGUAUUGAAGACACAGCAGUUAAGGACGAAGAAAUUUGCUGGAAAAAUAAGGCCAGAAAGAAGAAUUGUUCCAGAGCUGAGACAGGAAGAGGGCUGUGCAAAUUUUAUGAAGGGACAUUGGCUGAGGCAUUAAGUACAGCCUUCACCAUUCACAAACUGCCUUCAGUGCAGGAAGAAGUUUAAGAAGAAAGUUGGAACAUGGGGCAGUCAUUGCCUUAGCUUCAAAGAAUUACAUGGAAUAAAAUUUGAUCUAGAAGUUACUAGACUUAAAGGUAUUAAGUCAUGAUGCAAGAAUCCGCGACCGAGACAAUAAGCAACAGUUCAAUGAAUCAAAAUGGAAUGAGCACUCUAAGCAGCCAAUUAGAUGCUGGCAGCAGAGAUGGAAGAUCAAGUGGUGACACCAGUGGUGAAGUAAGCACAGUAGAACUGCUGCAUCUGCAACAACAGCAGGCACUACAAGCAGCAAGACAGCUUCUUCUUCAGCAGCAAACCAGCGGUCUGAAAUCUCCAAAGGGAAACGACAAACAGCGAACAUUGCAGGUGCCUGUGUCAGUGGCCAUGAUGACUCCCCAGGUGAUCACCCCUCAGCAGAUGCAGCAGAUCCUUCAACAGCAAGUGCUGUCCCCACAGCAGCUUCAGGCUCUACUUCAGCAGCAGCAAGCAGUCAUGUUACAGCAGCAACAGCUUCAAGAGUUCUAUAAAAAACAGCAGGAACAGUUGCAUCUUCAGCUUUUGCAACAACAACAACAACAACAACAACAACAACAGCAGCAGCAGCAGCAACAGCAGCAGCAACAGCAACAUCCAGCCAAGCAAUCAAAAGAGCAGCAGUUGGCAGCCCAGCAAAUUGUCUUCCAACAGCAGCUUCUCCAAAUGCAGCAAAUCCAACAACAACAGCAUUUGAUGAACUUACAACGUCAGGGACUCAUUACUAUUCAACCUGGACAGCCAUCCCUUUCAGUCCAAUCUCUGCCACAAGGCUUAAGCCCUGCAGAGAUUCAGCAGCUCUGGAAAGAAGUGACCGGGGUGCACAAUAUGGAAGAUGGCGUUUUGAAGCAUGGCGGGUUGGAUCUCUCUACCAAUAAUUCUUCCUCUACUACCUCCACUACCAUUUCCAAAGCAUCACCGCCAAUAACACAUCAUUCAUUAAUGAACGGGCAGGCUUCAGUUGUCACAACAAGAAGAGAUAGCUCAUCACAUGAGGAAACUGGGGCCAGUCAUCCUCUCUAUGGUCAUGGUGUGUGUAAAUGGCCUGGAUGUGAAAAUAUUUGUGAAGAUUUUGGACAGUUUUUGAAGCACCUUAAUAAUGAACAUGCUUUAGAUGACAGGAGUACUGCACAGUGUCGGGUCCAAAUGCAAGUUGUGCAGCAGUUGGAGAUACAGCUUUCUAAAGAACGUGAACGCCUUCAGGCAAUGAUGACCCACCUUCAUAUGAGACCAUCUGAUCCUAAGCCAUGUCCGAAACCUCUGAAUCUGGUGUCGAGUGUCACAAUGUCUAAGAACAUUUCAGAGACUUCCCCACAGAGCUUACCUCAGACUCCCACCACACCAACAGCCCCAGUCACCCCUGUCACGCAAGGACCUUCCGUAAUCACUCCAGCCAACGUGCACAAUGUGGGACCAAUUCGAAGACGACAUGGUGAUAAGUACAACAUGCCCAUUUCAUCAGAGAUUGCCCCAAACUAUGAGUUUUAUAAGACUGCAGAUGUCAGACCUCCAUUUACUUAUGCAACUCUCAUAAGGCAGGCUAUCAUUGAAUCAUCUGACAGGCAGUUAACACUUAAUGAAAUCUACAACUGGUUUACACGGACAUUUGCCUAUUUCAGGCGUAAUGCUGCAACUUGGAAGAAUGCAGUACGCCAUAACCUUAGUCUGCACAAGUGUUUUGUUCGCGUAGAAAAUGUUAAAGGGGCAGUGUGGACAGUGGACGAAAUAGAAUACCAAAAGCGAAGGUCACAAAAGAUAACAGGAAGCCCGACAUUAGUUAAAAAUAUACCGACUAGUCUGGGGUAUGGAGCAGCUCUCAAUGCAAGCUUGCAGGCUGCACUUGCAGAGAGUAGUUUACCUUUACUCAGUAACCCAAGCCUGAUAAAUACCACCUCCAGUGGCUUACUGCAGGCAGCCCAUGAAGACCUCAAUGGUUCACUGGAUCACCUCGAAAGCAAUGGGAAUAUCAGCCCAGGAUGUUCUCCACAGCAAUAUACGCAACCCAUUCAUGUGAAAGAAGAACCAAUGAAUGCAGAAGAAGACGAGGGCCCCAUGUCCUUGGUAACGACAGCCAAUCACAGUCCAGAGAUAGAAGAGGACAGAGACAUUGAAGAGGAACCUUCAUCUGAAGACCUAGAAUAAGACGGAACUUCAGACAUUACAAUAACAGGGUCAUGUUACAGACCUCCGUAACCACUCCGUGUCAUUGGAUAUUUGGCAGACUUUUACUGUGACUAUUUAUUGAGCAUGAGACAAGGAAACAGCCUAAUGGAACUAUCUGUGAUUUCUACUGAGUACCAAGGGAUGACAAGCAUUGGAAAUUGCUUGCUUUUUUUCUCCAACUUAUAGAAAAUUGGAUUGCAAAAAAUAUGUUUUCUGACAAACUUUCCUCUCUCUCUUAUGGCUUGUCCAUAUGAAAUUGUUACCUAGCUCUUACUGGUUGAUGGAUUGACCGAAUAUCGGAAUGUCAGCUAUAUAGAAAGUCAAUGGCCUCUUAUACUGCCAAAAAUAGUGUUAGCUUCAUUAAAUGUGAAUUUUUAGUAUACAGUAGCUAAAAUAGAUAAUUUGCUGAUCCAGUUCAAAUUGUUGUUGAUUUUUAUUUGCACAGUAGAGUCAGAAAGUAGAAUCACUGCCUGUAACUAGUUAAAUUUUGGGGACAGAUCAGAUUUUGUGUUGGUACCACCAACUAUUAUGUUUGUAGUUAGAUAUUACAAAACCACAGUAAUUAGACUGUUGUGGAUUUCUGAGGCAAAUGAACACCUUAGGUUUCCAGUCUGUGCUAUUAGUGUUGAAAUGUAAAGUGCAAUCUUAUGUUUUGAAAAAAAGUUCCAUCAUCUGUGUAAGUACCAUAUGGAAACUAUGCUUUUUCUGCAUACUCUACAACAGUUCUCUUUACCUCCUUGUAUUUAAGCUUUGUCUACCUGUAAACAUUUUCAAAGGCAACAGCUAAAACCAAAGUCAACUCUGACAAUGGCCAAUAGCUCAAAGACAGAAACAACCAUUUUGAUGGCCCGCCUUCUGUAACUUUAAUUAGUACAAAGGAACAUUUACAUGAACUACCUGCUGUUUUCUGAUGACCUCUGGGAUCUUUUAUUUAACCCUAAAGGAAAGUAUUCAAGAUGACAAAGUUAAGUCAGAUGUGUGAUCUGCUGAGUCCAAAAAAAUAAUUUUCAGUGGCAAAUACUACACAGUAACAGUGAUACAAAGUAGGAAGUUAUAUUAGGUACCAGCUAAAUGUGCAUUUUGACCAAAACAAAAUAUAUGUACUUGAUGCAACUGCAGAAUUUAUAUUGAUGUUUUCAUUUCACACUUCAAAUAAACAUUUAGAGACCAGUAAUGAAGGUGAGAUUAUAAUGCUGAUAAAUUCAGUAGGCUUCAUUUGCAUUUUUUUCUUGUACAGAUAACAGUUUUUACUGGUGGCUUUGUAAUGUUUGGUAAAGCUUAUGUCUUGCAUGUUUUGUCUUUUCCAUGCUAUUGUUCGUCAAGAAGAGUUUUCAAAUUUCACUUAAAAGUAACCGUAGUAACCAAACAUUGAAAAACUAGUGAAGCCAAAAAUUAUUUUCACUUUUGAGUUUAAAUGAUCUGGCUGAGUUUAAAAACGAAAGCAAUUUUUAUACUCAUUUCAAUUCAUAGUGUUUAAUAAUCAUUAAACCAGACAUUUCCAUUUCUCUCAAACCAAAGUUACACAAAUUUCUGCCUCUGCGUAUAUGUGAUGUUAAGGCUUAAAAUAUCUGCUAUACCUAACAAUGCAUAAAAAGUUUUCCUAAAAUGUUUCAUGAUGCAUUGUAAUGUAGUUUUUAAAAAAAAGACAAAAAUUGCUUAACACUGAUAUUUAUUAACUCAAAAUGUUGCAUUUCACUU
This is a messenger RNA of Stegostoma tigrinum, 4454 nucleotides long. RefSeq names its product forkhead box P2 (gene foxp2). The record is from RefSeq and is a predicted model, not a curated record. Gene Ontology annotation, cellular component: nucleus. Gene Ontology annotation, biological process: regulation of transcription by RNA polymerase II. The coding region runs from base 669 to 2735 and encodes 688 amino acids. The transcript has 20 exons. Lineage: Eukaryota; Metazoa; Chordata; Chondrichthyes; Orectolobiformes; Stegostomatidae. Gene Ontology annotation, molecular function: DNA-binding transcription repressor activity, RNA polymerase II-specific; RNA polymerase II cis-regulatory region sequence-specific DNA binding.